AUGCAGGCCACUCUGUUCAAUCCCAUCCCCUACAUGCAUGGCUGUGGAGGCUCCCUGAUCCACAAGGAAUGGGUCCUGACGGCCGCUCACUGCUUCAUGGCGCCUCUGGGUAACCCCACCUAUUGGCGCAUGUGUCUGGGUAAACACCACAUGAACUCGUCCCGGGACCUCCCUUACCAUGAGGCCUGCUACAAGGUGGACGGCAUCAUCAGGCACAAGGGCUUCGUGUACGAGCAGGACAAGACGGACAUCACUAACGACAUCGCCCUGGUGCAUUUGAGCUCUGCAGUCAACAUGACCAGGGAGAUUAGUCCCGUGUGUCUGCCGGCGCUCGGCGCCCUGAUGCCUGCUGGGAAACCCUGCUACGUCACGGGGUGGGGCGACGAGAAAGGUAGCCUCUUCCCUGUUGUGUCUGAGAAGUUGAACCAGGCAGCCCUGCCUAUCGUCCCCUUCGCCACUUGCAGUAAGCCAGCCUACUGGUGGGACACCCUGAGACCCUCCAUGAUCUGUGCCGGAUACGAGUCUCCAGACGAGCUCAAGUCAGCCUGCCAGGGUGACUCAGGUGGACCCUUCGCCUGCCAACCCUCAGCCUCAGACCCUUGGGAGGUCCACGGCAUCGUCAGCUUCGGCGCCUUCGGCUGUAUCAAGGACAAGAAACCCUCUGUGUUCACCAGAGUGUCCUCCUUCAACGACUGGAUUGAUGAUAACAUGAAGAGGUUCAUCUAUGAGAAGUCGCUAAACUAA
Messenger RNA from Salmo salar (Atlantic salmon), 744 nucleotides. Lineage: Eukaryota; Metazoa; Chordata; Actinopteri; Salmoniformes; Salmonidae. The record is from RefSeq and is a predicted model, not a curated record.